AUGAAAAAAGGAAAUGAAGGGAAAAUUGAACAAAAAGGGGAAUUUACAUUAAAAUUUGAAAAAAUUGGAGAUCCUCCAGAGGGUGAAGAAAUGUUGUUCGAAAAAGAAAAAUUGUAUUUGUUCAACCCUGAGAACAAGAUAAAAACGAAGAAAGAAGUUGAGAAAGAUACACAAAAAUACGACAACCCAGGAUUGAAGGGAUAUCAAAUUGCUCUCAUCGUAAUCGCAGUUGUUGUUGUCAUCGUGAUUAUUGUCGUUGUUGUCAUUCUAUUAUUGAAGAAAGGCAAAGAAUCUCCUAAGUCAAACUCAGGAUCAGGCUCUGGCGAAAAUGCAUAA
Trichomonas vaginalis G3 is the source of this 336-nucleotide messenger RNA. Its product is annotated as glycoprotein 38 family. The coding region runs from base 1 to 336 and encodes 111 amino acids. NCBI's taxonomy places the organism in Eukaryota, Parabasalia, Trichomonadida, Trichomonadidae. The transcript has a single exon. The record is from RefSeq and is a predicted model, not a curated record.